AUGGAUGCCCUCCAUCUGGGUUUGGAAGCAGUGGAGCUGUGCAGAAAGGCAGACAAGAUCUACACAGCUGGAGACAUUAAGAGAGCUGUAGCUCUAUAUACGAAUGCAUUUGGGUGCAAUGCAGGAUCCACUAUGGCCCAUAUGCGCAGCUUGGACAGUAGCUGUAUAGAACAGAUUACUUCAAGUCUGGAAGCUUGGCUUGAUGGACAUGAAGUGACACAGAAGCCCAUGCAGGACGUUAGCAAAGGACUGGGUGCAGUAUUCCUAUCGACUUUGUGUCCCAAUAAUGUUUCUGCUUCAGUUUUUAAAAUGGAGUCGGUCCUGCUAGGGGCUGCUCAUAACUCUAAGGAGAUCUUCACCCGAUGUUCAUCUCUUCUGGAGGAAAAAAAAAAGCCUCGUCCAGAGGGACUUACGCGAGUAAUUGUGGAAUUAACUAGAGCUCUUGCUUGCUUGAUAGCAGAUCCCAAUAAUCCCAAAGGUCCUCUGCUGUAUCUGCAAGCUUACCUUGCAAAUAGAUCAGAGACAGUGAGACUGGUCAAAAGUAGGCAUUUGGAACAUUUGCCUCAAAUAGUUCAAGCUUUCUUUGAAAACAUGGCCCCAAAAUUCCACAUUUUCCAUGCUGACUGUAAAUUGGAUGACCCUCUUAAUGCUAAAAAAAAGACUGAGGAUAUUCCCCCCUCUGAAUCAGUAGAAUUUUUAGUUGCUAUUUCACCUGAGAACUCCCUAGUAAGAGAGCUUCAGGGAGCUGUGUUAUUUUCCUUGGGCAUUUUCGAUGAAAGUGCAGAGGCUUUGUCGAUGGCUCUGCAACUAGCUGAAUUCCAGUCAGAUACAAAAACAAAUGUGGAUCUGGCUGUAAUGGGCGCUACACCAGAGAGGAAAGCGAGUUUACUCGUGGCCAGAGCUGCUGCCUGUUUUUCAGUAAGUGGACGAGUAAGUGAAGCUUGCCGGGACCUUGCUGAAGGGUUUGCUGUCCACCCUUCAAUGGCAAGGUACCAGUUUAAAAGGAUGUUUUCUGAAAACGGCAUUGCAGCAGUGGUUCGUUUUGAAUUGCGGCAUCAGGCUGAAAGAGGCCUGUCUAACUUUAGGGAGACGGUUCUCCAGAGAUCUGACCUGCGGUCCUGCACAGGUGUGGAACUACUAGACUCUGUCAUUACCCAACUUCGAGCUUUGUGCCAUCUGGAGAAUGACGGAGGUUCACGGGAGCUUCGGGUUCGACUGGCAGACUGUCUGCUCCUACACGGAGAGUUUAAAGAGGCACUGUCCAUCAGCAGCCAGCUUGCUGCAGCUGCCCCUUCAAACUACCAGAACACAGUACAGGUCCUUUGUGGUUUUUCACGCCUACUCUCUGAGGACCACCAAGGGGCUCUGGAGGAUUUUCAGGCUGUGAUUGAACAUAGUGCUCCUCAUCCUCCGAGUUGUGUGCGUGCCCUUUGUGGGAGGGGUCUGUUGCGCAUGAUGGCUGGCACACAUUACCUCACCGCACUGGACUACAUCACGGCGAGUCGGCUCCAGCAUCAGGACACGGCACUGACCAUCAAGUGUCUGGUGCCGUGGAACUACCGUGGCUUGCUGUGCACUGUAUUGCUUGAGCAAGGGAGGGCCAUGCUGGAAGAGUUUGCAGUGCAGAAAAAUCUUUCAGAAUCUAAUACCAUCAAGGAGCAUCAAAGUAAGAAUCACCUGCCAGCUGCCAAACCUGCAAAAGACCAUCAGUCCAUGAUGACAAAAGAGGGCUUCACUAUCAACAAAGAAGGAAUGGCAGUAGGUGUACAUGCACUUGCCCUUCUCUUGAUGGAGUUGCAGCAGGAUACUGACUUGCCCCAGAUCCUCGCAGCGGAUGCCUUGUACCAACUAAAUCGUGUUGAGGAGGCUUAUCGUAUUCUCCUCUGUAUGGAGCACACAUCUCCUCGCUCACCAGUCCUUGCCAGACUUGCGCUGCUUCAGCUGCACCGGGGCUUUCUGUAUGAUGCCAACCAGUUACUGAAGAAGCUUAUCCAUUGUGGAGACACUAGCUGCCUAAGCUCUCUGCUCUCUGUGGCAGCUCUAAAGGACAGGGCACUCCUAGAGAAACACUGUUAUUCUGCAUCAAAACGUAUUCUACAUAGCCAAGAACAGGAAAGUGCCAUCAGAGAAGCUGUAGCCUAUCUCUCUAUUGGCAUUAUGGCUUCUGGUGGUGAAGCAACAGAGUCCUUACUGGAGAGAGCCAGGUGUUAUGUUUUACUGGGCCAAAGGAAGACUGCCAUUUUUGACUUCACUGCUAUCCUCAAGGAGGACAGGAAUCAUGUGCAAGCUCUGUGUGGGAGAGGGUUCACUUAUCUAACGUUAAACCAGCAGAAGGAAUCAACACAAGAUAUACUAGCAGCUCUUCGGGUUAAUGCAGAAGAGGUUAUUCAAAGGAUUCUGUCCUUAAAGGACAGGGCACGGAAGCUAAUCUGUGAAUGGCUUCAACAGCACUGUCAUGCAAGUCUUUCCACCAUUCUGUCUACCAACCCAAUACCUUGCCAUCCAGAUUGUCUUAAAGAGGCCUUUCUGAUUAGUGAAACGCUAAUGAAAACGGACUAUAAGGAUCCGAGAUGGCAUCUCCUCUACAUAGAUUGUCUGCUUGGACGAGGGGACUUGAAGGCAGCAGGUGCGCACCUCCUGCAGGUCUUUGGUCAGGAGCCUCGUGAUGCCUCUGCCCAGGCUAGGUGGGGAGUGGUGGAGGGCCGAAAAAAGAAUUACAAGUCAGCAGUAAAGUGCUUGAGUGCGGUCACUGAGAAAGAUCCCUCAGUGCUAGACUUCCUUCUGACUCUCAUUAAGCCCCAACAAAAGACACAAUUAGCACAGGCAGCAUCGCAGGAGGCAAGCAAAGUCUCAGAGACUGGCCAGUGGGAGCAUGCGGUGGCUUUACUCACUGUGGCUGUGCAAGCGUCAGGUGGUACAAAGUUCCAGCACCUGCGUCAGCGUGCAGCAUGUCUCACACAACUGGGUCUCAAUGAACAGGCCGUGUCAGAUCUGGAUAAGGUCAUACUUUCCCACAGUCAGGACAGCAGUGAAGAGGCCAAGGUUAAGGCUGAGGAUCUGUGCAGACGGGGCUGCAGUCUGUUGACAUGCUCCCGGGAUGAGCUGGCUGUAAAUGACUUCUCUCAGGCGUUGGAGCUACACACAGAACAAGCAUUGCUGUGUGUUGAGGCUGGACCAGGACGACAUUGCCUGGCUGAACUCUUUCUACGCUUUGCUCUGCAGAAUUAUGGAGAGCAGCAGCUGGACAAGGCCUGGCACCUUACAGAAAGUGGCCUGAGGGUAGACAACAACCAUGCUGAGUUGCGUCGUCUCAAAACCAGAAUUAAACGCGAAGUCUCUGGAACAUGUAAUGUACACUAAGUAUUGUUUGUGCACAUGUUAUAAGGGUUUCUAGGUUUUAAACAUUUUUCUAUUUUUUACCCCUUUUGA
Clarias gariepinus (North African catfish) is the source of this 3429-nucleotide messenger RNA. It is a transcript of the gene ttc34, whose product is annotated as tetratricopeptide repeat domain 34. Gene Ontology annotation, molecular function: protein binding. The record is from RefSeq and is a predicted model, not a curated record. Lineage: Eukaryota; Metazoa; Chordata; Actinopteri; Siluriformes; Clariidae. Bases 1 to 3360 code for a protein of 1119 amino acids. The transcript has 7 exons.